Messenger RNA from Pieris napi, 978 nucleotides. RefSeq names its product 27 kDa glycoprotein-like. The record is from RefSeq and is a predicted model, not a curated record. Lineage: Eukaryota; Metazoa; Arthropoda; Insecta; Lepidoptera; Pieridae. Bases 34 to 732 code for a protein of 232 amino acids. The transcript is spliced from 6 exons.
AGGACUGUACAGUGUACACUGGCGGAUAGAGUCAUGAAUACUAUUAUGACAAAAGUACUCAUCGUGGCCUUUUUGGCCGUUGCAACUCUGGGGUACAAAGUUGACAAGACUUCUGAUACCGACAAGUUCAAAUCGGGCAUUAGAGCGCUUUGCACGAUCAAUAACGCAGAAGAGGAAGCGACUCAAGCUGUGGCUGCCUUUGAAAGUUUUUACAAUUACUUUGCGACAUUUGCUACCGAUGCUUUUGCUUACGAGUUCUGGGAGGCAAAAAACAAAGGUGAACUAAACAAAUUCUUCAACAAGUACUGUAGCAAAGCGCAAGAAAUAAAGACAGGUAUCAGUACCUUCUUCGGUAAACUCUACCCUUGUUUGCACUCCACUGUCCGCAAUGACGUCACGGCUGACAACGCUGCCACGGCGGAGUUCAUUGACUACUUUUGCCACAAUGAUGGCGAAAGACCAAUUGCUUUCCUGACUGAAGGUGGUUCUGAUUAUUUGAAGAAGAACUCAGGAUACGUUUCUAAUUGUGUUACCGAGAAGCGUAAAAAUAUAACCGAAAAUGACAACCCGUUCGACGUCUACAGCUUCUGUGGUCGAGUGGUGGAUGUUUUGUCGUGCGCUUUGAAGAUUCUCGAGGAAUCUCCGCUAAAAAACGCCAUCAACCAAGGACAGUCGUUGGUCACUUUCUUCACGAAGCACACAUUCUGCAAAGACCGGGUAAAAACGGUGUAGAUAUUUUGCAACAUUUCAAUUUUUUUUUAGACUUGUUUAAAAUGGCAAAAAACGGACAAUUUAAGACUGCUUAAGCUCACGUGACACGUGCUUUCUAAAUAUUAAUCGAUUUAUUAAUUUCUCAUUUCAUUGUAAACAAAAAACUAAGAACUUAUUUAAAAAAAUCCAGAGGAGGUUACGAUUCGUGUAAUUUUUUUGGAGUAUGUUCAAACACAGCUCUACCGUCCGUGGACCGAUCUGUAUAAU